CACGCACGCACCCACACACACACACACACACACACACACACACACUGAGGGUGACUUGUAUAGGCAGCCAGAAGAGAGAGAGAGAGAGAGAGAGAGAGAGAGAGAGAGAGGAGCGCUCAGAAACAGAAAGGUACACAGAGAAGAGAGUGGACGACAGAAAGUAAGAGAAGGAGAAGGAGGACGGUGGCUCUUGAGCAUCUCCUGCGCACCUAUUCAUCCCUGCACGCUCACGGAUCUUAAAAGUCUACACUUUAUCUUCCUCGUGUUUGCUUCAGAGAGAGAUUAAAAACUUUUUUAAAGAGGCUUUUUUGAAAAAACUAAAACAAAACACUUUUUUUUUGGAGUUGAGAGCAGAGAGAGAGAAAGAGAGAGAGAGACGCGAUUCCUGGAAGAGCUUUCGUUCAUUUUUCCCCCCAAACCAAGUCUUUCCAUCCCUCGAGAAGUUUUAAAAAGUAAAGCCCUUGUUAGUUCCAGGGCUCGGCUUCACUUUUUCCACGUGUCCCACGGUGUCCCAGCUUUUGACAUAAACGUGUCACCUUGAGAUUUUUGCUUGCCUUCAAGUUUCAGAUAAAAAAAACAACAACUUCAUUUUAAGUCACUGACCCACAAACGAGACCAAAAAUGAGAUUUCAAACAUCAGGACAGUCCCCAGCCUUGUGUGAUUGUUGUGCUAAAUGCUUAAAUCAUUAAAACAAAGUGAGUUUUAAUGGUUUUAUUUUUCCACUUUACACGCUGAGGAGUGAUACUGAAGAUACGGGGAGCGCAGCUCACCUGUAGCAUCUCCUCCGCUCAGGCGACACUUUGAUUUGCACUUUUUACGCACAGAAACGCCACUUUGUGACUAUCUAUAGAUAGAGAUUCAAUCUAUCUGAAAGAAAAGAUCGCACUCCACAAAGUUCAUUCAUUCUGAAAGCACACUUCCAGACGACUCAGGAGUGCGUAAAAGAGCGCUGCGCUUUUACGCAAAAAAACUUUCCAACUUUUAGAUCAUCCAGAUCCGGAUCCAGAUCUACCCGUUUUUGUCUCGAAUAUAAACUUUAAAGAAACUUCAGCGCAACUUUCAGCAGCUUUUCUGAAAGUCGUCCGGAGCUCCAGAGAGACCGCCGGGCUCUCCAUCACCAUGCUGUUCGACAGUUUCGACCUCGUCUCGGCUCUGGCCACCCUGGCCGCCUGCCUGGUGUCCAUGGCCCUGCUCCUCGCCGUCUCCCAGCAGCUGUGGCAGCUUAGAUGGACGGCCACGCGGGAUAAAAACUGCAAGCUUCCCAUGCCCAAAGGAUCCAUGGGCUUCCCUUUCAUCGGCGAGACCUGCCACUGGCUUCUGCAGGGUUCGGGCUUCCAUGCGUCGCGGAGGCAGAAGUACGGCAACGUGUUCAAGACCCACCUGCUGGGCCGCCCUCUGAUCCGGGUGACGGGCGCCGAGAAUGUGCGCAAGGUGCUGAUGGGCGAGCACACGCUGGUGACGGUGGACUGGCCUCAGAGCACCGCCACGCUGCUGGGACCCAACUCACUGGCCAACAGCAUCGGAGACAUCCACCGCAAGAGGAGGAAGGUGUUUGCCAAAGUGUUCAGCCACGAGGCCUUGGAGUCCUACCUUCCGAAAAUCCAGCAGGUCAUCCAGGAGAGCCUCCGGGUGUGGAGCUCCAACCCUGAGCCCAUCAACGUCUACAGGGAGAGCCAGAGGUUGUCGUUCACGAUGGCGGUGAGAGUGCUGCUGGGAUUCAGGGUGUCAGAGGAGGAGAUGAGGCAUCUGUUCUCAACCUUCCAGGACUUUGUUGACAACCUGUUCAGCCUGCCGAUAGACCUGCCAUUUAGCGGCUACAGGAAGGGUAUCCGUGCACGAGACACCCUGCAGAAAAGCAUAGAGAAGGCCAUCAGGGAGAAGCCGCUGUGCUCCCAGGGGAAGGAUUACAGCGAUGCGCUGGACGUCCUGAUGGAGAGUGCCAAAGAGAACGGCACCGAGCUCACCAUGCAGGAACUGAAGGAGUCGACCAUCGAACUGAUCUUUGCUGCCUUCGCUACCACGGCCAGCGCCAGCACCUCACUCAUCAUGCAGCUCCUCCGCCACCCUGCCGUCCUGGAGCGCCUGAGGGAGGAGCUGAGAGCCAGGGGUCUCCUCCACAAUGGCUGCCUCUGCCCCGAAGGAGAGCUGAGGCUGGACACCAUUGUGAGCCUCAAGUACCUGGACUGUGUCAUCAAGGAGGUGUUGAGACUCUUUACGCCCGUCUCAGGGGCCUACCGAACCGCCAUGCAAACCUUCGAACUUGACGGAGUCCAGAUUCCAAAGGGCUGGAGUGUGAUGUACAGCAUUCGGGACACCCACGACACCUCAGCUGUCUUCAAGGAUGUGGAUGCCUUUGAUCCUGACCGCUUCAGUCAGGAGCGGGGAGAAGACAAAGAGGGACGCUUCCAUUACCUGCCAUUUGGCGGUGGUGUCCGGUCCUGCCUGGGCAAACAGCUUGCCACCCUCUUCCUUCGCAUCCUGGCUAUUGAGCUGGCCAGCACCAGCCGUUUUGAGCUGGCCAGCCGGCAGUUCCCCCGCGUGGUCACAGUACCGGUGGUCCACCCUGUCGACGGGCUGAAGGUCAAGUUCUACGGCUUGGACUCCAACCAGAAUGAGAUCAUGGCCAAGUCGGAAGAGCUACUGGGAGCGACUGUUUGAAGGGCAGAGAGUUGAUGAGUAGGGGGGUGAGUGAUCGAAAAAGUCUUUAGGGAGAAGAUUGAAGGAAGGAAAGAAAGAAUUUCAGAGUUAUUUUUUCUUCUCCACCUUUGCUCUGCCAAGUUGGAGGUUCCUUUUCAGACUAAAAGAAAAGCAGAAGUCUUCGUCUCUUGUUACAGCUGAUGAUGAUCGGGACUUUCCUCUGAGAAAGGAAGAAGCUGCCAAAAAAGUUCUUAAUUAUGCUCUAUUCUGUGUAUUUUUUUAAAGAAAUAUACAAACAAAAUGUAUGUACAAAAAAAGCUAUGUAAUAUAAUUUGAAAGAGAAUGUGGGUAGUGCACAAUGGGAGAAAGAGAAGUAUGGUGGUACUUUUGAGGAAAUGAAGUGUUGAAAUUAGAAAAGUAAAAGAAAAGACGGUUGUGGGAGGAAGGAAAGAUGGAUGAAACAGGGUAUAGGAUGAAAGAAUAUGAUAUUUUAGCAUUUUGCUUAUGCUUAAUCAAAUGCAGUGAACCAUUUCAGUUGUCCAGCAGGGUAAAAGAGAUGGAUAUAUAGACUGAAAGUUGUAGAUUUCCUGGUCAAAAUGUGUGCAUUUUUAGCCAGAAUUCUUCACGGUGCCACCCAGUUUCAACUCAUGUUUUCUGUUUAUUUGAAAAAGAUUUGAAAGAAUGAUAGAAAUCAGUACUGGCUUUGUGUUUUCCAUCAAAGGUCCAUCAAGAUUUGAAUUGUUUACUAGCUUACAGAUACAGUCAAAAGGAUCAUAGCACAUUGCAGGUUGUGGCACAAUUACACUGUGUUGCUGAACUCAGAUUGGUGGUCCACCGUUUCUUCAAGUCGACUACAUCAUGAUGCAGUAAAUGAUUUGACCGUCUUAAAUUUAUACUGCUAAUGAGGGUCAAGUAUCAAUUCAGGAAGUGAAGGGCUGUGCUUAGAAAUGUUCUGACGGGAAAAUAUACUGGCUGCACACUGGGGCAGAAAACAUAACAUUUUGAAUCUAUGUAAAUGGGCAAUUUGUUCAAUAUAUUAUGACCUUUCCUGCUGUUUUUUCACAAAGCUGCCUCUAAACUUUAUGAUCCUCACUGAUUAAACACAACAGUUGCCAUAUGUCUUCCAUCCAUGCAUUGUACAAUAGAGAAAGCUUUAGAGAACAUAAAGAGUAAGAAUUGCAGAGCUUUUAUUUGAGUAAAAGAGGAGUGGAAUUAAAAUUACGGUUUAGAAGACAGGAAAACAGGAGUUUUUAGAUUAAGUAACUGUUCAGGAUACUCCUUAAGGAAGUAUAUCCUUGCUGAAUGAUUAAUAACAUCAGGAUAGCUUUCACAUUCUUCAAACUUAAAUGAGUCCUCUUUCUUCCAAAAUACAAACUCUAAAAAGGAUUUAGAGGCUAUGUCAUCCUACUGUGUCUUAACAUCUUUAUCUCUAGUGAAAACUUUGCAUUACUCUCUUGCAUUACCCACGUUGCCCACCAACAUUGGCUCAAAAUGUUGCUUAUAUAGCAUAUCCCAGUAAUCUUGGUGGUGUGUGAACUCAGGUGCAGAGUAGACAUUGUGGUGAAUAAUGAAUAAGCCUUUACUUUUUUGACACUUAACUCUGACUGACUGCACAUAAAUAAUGUCACUUACUCGCUGUUGUAGUUUCAGAGCUGGACUGAUUACUUUUGUAAAAGCUGCCAUUGCUUUGCUUUCUGUCCACAUAAACAAAAAGAUAUCAGGGGUUUCCAAUAGCGCUCUCAGUUUACUUCUGCAACCAUUUUGUAUCCCCCCAAGCAAGCAAUUUUGGUGUUGCAAGCAGGAUCAACCUACAGGAAUUCCCAAUUGGCAUCACACGAGAUAAAAGUUACUGAAUCGAGGUCAAUCAGUAAUGAGGUCCAGGUCUGCUUUGUAAACCCUCUGAACCUGUGCUUUGAUACAUUAACUACACUUUCAAGCUGCAUUGAGAUCGUACUCUCUCGAACGGUGACUUUAUCCCGCAACGAGGAUACGAAAAAGAAAUCACUCUCAUGAAGUGUUGCACCUUCCUGAGCUGGACUAGUAGAAAAGACAGAGGGAUAGGUGGAGGUGGAGAGGAGAAGACCUACAUACAUGCUGCUUGAGUGUUGCUUUGUCAUUCUGUGUUUGUUUAUUUGUGUGCUGUUUUAAUUUUUACCGUCUCCUUGGGGCAGCCAUUUUGAGUUCUGUGGAGAAGGUGACAUUCUGUCUUGCUGCUCCUCCAAUCAACGCUAAGAAUGCAAAACAAUAUAAAUUCCAUGGUUUAAGCAACUUUAUUAGCUAAAAGAGAUUUAUUGUUUGAGGUGAUUGCACAAUCAGAACUCUCAGAGCUUUGUGUGUUCCAUAAUUGGAGAAGAAGAUUUGUUUUUCUUAUUUACCAUAUAUGGAGAGCUUCUGCAACGGAACUCUGGGACGUGUUAGCAGAACUCUUGGACAUUCUAGAAUCCUUGACCACGGUUCUAAGUUCCAAACCCGAAACUUGAGAGAGAAGGACCAAUGAGGUUUCAGGGGAGGGCAGGAUCAUGCUCAGAGGGCUUUUUUUUUUUAUUGGACGAUCCUGUUGUCCAAUAGCAUUCCAGAUGGAUUCUGCCUGUGCUAGACAUUGUUCACUCUUUCUACCAACCACACCACUGAUUUCUUCAUGUUAAAAAAAUAUAAAAAUAUAAUUUUUUUGCUGCUUUUCUUGUGUACAUUUUCUAAUUGAGAGUUCUAGAUUGCAAUAGUUUGUAUCGAGUGAGAUUUGCUAUUUCUUUCCCCUUUUAUAUAUAUAUAUAUAUAUAUAUAUACACACACAUAUGUAUAUAUAUAUAAUGUAGCUGAUUAAAAUUAUUGCAUUUUGUGAAAGCAAAAAGAGCAUUAAUAGGUUAUAGUGUAUAUUAAUUUGUACAAUAUUCCUUUCUUUAGCAAGCCAUGGGAAAAAAUCAGCUAUUUACGUCUACUAAUAACCUAAUAUUAAUGUUAUUGUACGAUUAAUAUUGUUGUUAUAAGAUAUUUGAAAUGCUAUUUUUUAUUCUAUUACAGAUUUAGAGUUUUUAGCCUAAAUGAGAAGAUCUUUGGUAAAUAUUGGAUGUAUUUAGAAUGUUAUGUAUUUCAGUUAUAUUGUAAACAGUGUUUAAAAUGUUAAUAUUGUUGAUUUGAUUACUGUAAUAAUUAUUAUUUGUUUUGUUAUUCAGACUUAUUAUCACUGCAUUUUAUUGAUAUUAAUUAUGGAAAACAGAAAGCACUUGCGAGGUAUGUCUAUUUUUUAAGUGCCAUGCGACUACACUUCCCCCUCCUGUCACCUGUUGGUUUCUCUGAACCUGUCUUAUGUCAAUCUGUACAUAAUAUUUGUAUUUCUUUUUACAGGAAAAAAAUGUUCAUUUAGUUUAAAUAUGAAUGUCUUGUUCUACUUUCUUCCAUUCCUUUUUGUUACCGUGAUUGUUAAAUGUACUCCUGUAAUAAACUAUAAAGUAAAAAGA
Dicentrarchus labrax (European seabass) is the source of this 6093-nucleotide messenger RNA. RefSeq names its product cytochrome P450 26B1 (gene cyp26b1). NCBI's taxonomy places the organism in Eukaryota, Metazoa, Chordata, Actinopteri, Moronidae. The transcript has 7 exons. Gene Ontology annotation, molecular function: heme binding; monooxygenase activity; oxidoreductase activity, acting on paired donors, with incorporation or reduction of molecular oxygen. The record is from RefSeq and is a predicted model, not a curated record. Gene Ontology annotation, biological process: sterol metabolic process. The coding region runs from base 1121 to 2659 and encodes 512 amino acids.